CGGCUGCGGGACCAGAUCAAGACAUGGGUGGCCUCGAACGAGAUCAAGGACAAGCGGCAGCUGAUCGACAACCGCAAGCUGAUCGAGACGCAAAUGGAGAGGUUCAAGGUGGUGGAGAGGGAGACGAAGACCAAAGCCUACAGCAAGGAGGGGCUGGGGCUGGCCCAGAAAGUCGACCCCGCGCAGAAGGAGAAGGAGGAGGUCGGGCAGUGGCUCACGAACACGAUCGACACGCUCAACAUGCAGGUGGAUCAGUUCGAGAGCGAGGUGGAGUCGCUGUCGGUGCAGACGCGCAAGAAAAAGGGGGACAAGGAUAAGCAGGACCGCAUCGAGGCGCUGAAGCGGCAGGUGGAGCGGCACCGUUUCCACGUGCGCAUGCUGGAGACGCUGCUGCGGAUGCUGGACAACGACUCCAUCCCGGUGGAGCCGGUGAGGAAGCUGAAGGACGACGUGGAGUACUACGUGGAUUCCUGCCAGGAGCCCGACUUCGAGGAGAACGAGUUCCUCUACGACGACCUCGACCUCGACGACAUCC
Cyanistes caeruleus (blue tit) is the source of this 535-nucleotide messenger RNA. The record is from RefSeq and is a predicted model, not a curated record. Lineage: Eukaryota; Metazoa; Chordata; Aves; Passeriformes; Paridae.